AUGAGCACCGGCACCGGCACCGGCACCGGCACCGAUUACAGCACCGAUAGAGCACCGAUAUCCAACACCGGCACCGAUUACAGCACCGGUAGAGCACCGAUAUCCAACACCGGCACCGAUUACAGCACCGGUAGAGCACCGAUAUCCAACACCGGCACCGAUUACAGCACCGUCGAUACAGAUCUGCUGGAAUUCAAGCUGCCAAAACAACAUAAACCAGGAGCCGAUAGGCUGAGUCGUCUUCUUGCCGUGCAGCCUGAAUUCAUCGAUUUGCUGACUGCGGCUCUCCUGGACUCAACUACUGGAACUUAUGCUGCCGCACCAUCGAAUUUCUUGGACAGGGAAUGCGAUGCUAUCUACGUUGCCAGGUUGGCUGAUUUGCCACCAAUCAUUCUGGAAUUUCAGGCGAGGGUGGACCUGGAAUUUAUACAUCGUGCCUUCUGCUAUUGCAUGGAGGUCUACAAAAGAUACAACGUUCUCCCAAUCGUCUUGGUGAUACAUACGGGUGAGAUAGACCGGUCUUUCCUGGUGGAAAAAUUCAAGACAACCGAAAAGUGGCCGUAUAUGCUGGAAAUGGAGUGCUCGUUUGUGGCGAAGCGUUUUUAUUUGUUGACAAAAGACAGCAUCAUGGAUUUGGUCGAUUCAGACGAACCACUGCCUCCUCUCGUUGCCGCUGCCCAUUUUUUCAUAUCUCGUUCACCCAGUAUCAUUGGAAACUCUCGAUGGGACGACGAGUAUAUCAAGUUUAUGUAUCGGUUAUGCAUGAAAUUUGCCAAGCAAGACGGCAUACAUGAAGCUACUCGCUUGGAGAAGUUGAAGCGGGUAUGCAUGGAUACCUACGAUCAGUUCGAAAAAAUAGUCAAGCAUGCACGUUCGGACCCCGCCAAAACUGUGCGCUAUGCAUCGGCCGGCAUGGAGUACACUUCUCAUGUCGCGCGAAAUAUCAACGACUUGCUGGGUGCGGAAACCGAAUGUGUUACGCCUAUGGAAGACCCAGAAGCGGAGGACCUGGUGUCAGACAAGCUAACCAGAAAGCCUCACACAGAGCGGGAAAAAGAAGCCAUACUAAAUUUCGUCAAUGACUUUAAAAAGGAUAUGCGUAAAUGCAGAAUGAAUUGGACUGCUUGCUUCAAUGCUGCGAAGCAAGACCCCUCCAUAACGGAGAUUGUUUCUCGCUAUACCAGUACCAAUAGUUUCAAACGCUGCUACUAUCGAUUGAAAUAA
Radiomyces spectabilis is the source of this 1224-nucleotide messenger RNA. RefSeq lists its product as uncharacterized. The transcript has 2 exons. The record is from RefSeq and is a predicted model, not a curated record. NCBI's taxonomy places the organism in Eukaryota, Fungi, Mucoromycota, Mucoromycetes, Mucorales, Radiomycetaceae. Bases 1 to 1224 code for a protein of 407 amino acids.